AUGCGCGAGCUCGUCCACGUCCAGGGUGGCCAGUGCGGCAACCAGAUCGGUGCCAAGUUCUGGGAGGUAAUUGCCGAUGAGCAUGGCAUUGACCCCACAGGUACCUACCAUGGAGACUCCGACCUCCAGCUCGAGCGCAUCAACGUCUACUUCAACGAGGCAACUGGCGGACGCUACGUUCCCCGCGCGGUCCUGAUGGACCUUGAGCCAGGAACCAUGGACUCCGUCCGAGCCGGGCCUUUUGGUCAGCUCUUCCGUCCUGACAACUUCGUCUUCGGACAGACAGGAGCUGGCAACAACUGGGCUAAGGGUCACUACACCGAAGGUGCAGAACUCAUCGACUCGGUGCUCGAUGUUGUGCGCAAGGAGGCCGAAGGCUGCGACUGCCUCCAGGGCUUUCAGCUCUGCCACUCGCUCGGUGGAGGCACCGGCGCUGGCAUGGGCACUCUGCUCAUCUCCAAGGUGCGUGAGGAGCAGCUGAGCUGCAUUUCGCAGACGACACAGGACCACCAAAGCGCUCAGAAGGAAGCUCUCCUCCUGUCUCUACGGGCCUCGGACACCAGCUUUCAAAUAUGGAAGCUGACGACGCCAACGUACGGCGACUUGAACCAUCUGGUCUCGGCGGCCAUGAGCGGCGUCACAUGCUGCCUGCGCUUCCCGGGACAGCUGAACUGCGACCUGCGCAAGAUCGCUGUGAACCUGGUACCCUUCCCACGCUUGCACUUCUUCAUGACUGGCUUCGCGCCUUUGACUUCCCGUGGGUCGCAGCAGUACCGGGCCCUGACCGUCCCUGAGUUGACCCAACAGAUGUUCGACGCCAAGAACAUGAUGUGUGCUGCCGACCCCCGCCACGGGCGAUAUCUCACUGCCGCAGCACUCUUCCGCGGUCGUAUGUCCACGAAGGAGGUGGACGAACAGAUGUUGAAUGUGCAGAACAAGAACUCCUCCUACUUCGUGGAGUGGAUCCCAAACAACAUCAAGGCGUCUGUCUGCGAUAUCCCACCGAAAGGUCUUAAGAUGGCGGUCGCCUUCGCCGGCAACUCGACGGCCAUCCAGGAGAUGUUCAAGAGGGUGGCAGAGUACUUCACUGCGAUGUUCCGCCGCAAAGCCUUCCUUCACUGGUACACGGGUGAAGGCAUGGAUGAGAUGGAAUUCACCGAGGCAGAGUCGAACAUGAACGACCUGGUGUCGGAGUACCAACAGUACCAGGAUGCCACAGCCGAGGAGGAAGGUGAGUUUGAUGAGGAGGAGGGCGAGUACGAUGGAUAA
Messenger RNA from Symbiodinium necroappetens, 1269 nucleotides. NCBI's taxonomy places the organism in Eukaryota, Dinophyceae, Suessiales, Symbiodiniaceae. The record is from the annotation of a GenBank genome assembly.